CCAUGGAGCCUGUUCGCUCCUGGGGCCCCGCGCAGGCGGCCGCCUGGCUCCGAGGGCUGGACGUGGCGGUGCAGGGGUACCCCUUCGAGGCCUGGGGGCUCUCGGGGCCUGACCUGCUGGGGCUGGAUGCGGGGGUCCUGGAGGCACUGGGUGUGCGGCCCUUGGGACACCAGGAGCUGCUGCUGGAGGCUGCGGAGCAGCUCCGUAACCUGGACACAGGGCUGGCAGGCACCAGCCUGCGGACACUGACGGAGAGGCUGCAGGAGCUGGCACAGGGCAUCCAGAGCCUGGUGCAGGGGGGGAUGUCAGCAGGGGAUACCCCCCAGCCUCCUUCCCUCACCCUCCUGGCCCGAGUCAUCGACCUGGUCGGGGCUGCCAAGGAACUCUUCUCCUGGCUCAACAGGUAUGGGGCAGGUGAGGGCACCCCUGGGUGCUGGGUGCCCCCCACUCUGGGGGCUGAGCUCUGUCUUUCUCCCAGGUACCUGUUCUCCACCCUCAACGACUUUUCGGCCAGCCGGGACAUCAUUCUGUUGUGUGCCCAGCUGGCAGAGACACUGCAGGCGGACCUUCCUGCAGCUGAGAGGAACAGCGGGAUCCUGCAGAUUUGCCAGCACAUCGUGGGCAUCUGCAAGAGCAUCGUGGGCUGCAGCCCCCUGGUGCUGCUGGACCGCAGGGCUGUGCUGCAGCGUGUGGGGCUGGCACUGCUGCCCGGCCCACAGGGCAGCCCCCCGAUGUCCCCCAGCACCCCAAUACUGCCCCUUGGCCUGCGGCAGAGCCCCCCAACCUCCCCUGACAUGCCAACGCUGCCCCCCAGCCAAUGGAGCAGCCCCUCAGGAUCCCCUGACACCCCAACAGCACCCUCUGACCUUGUGGGGAGCCCCCAUCCACUCCUCACCGCCCGACUGGGCUUUGAGAUCACCUCCACCAGCUCCUGCCUGCACUUCGUGUCUGCCACCACCCCAGAGGCCCUGGCUGCCCAUGGGGCCCACAUCCUGCCUGGAGAUGAGAUCGUGCAGGUCAAUGAGCAGGUCGUGGUGGGUUGGACACCUGCCAACCUGGCGAGGAAGCUGCUGGAGAAGGGGAACAAGGUGACUUUGGUGCUGAAGAAGAUCCCCCUCAACCUGCCUGGCUCACCCCCCUCUCCCAGGCAGCAGUCCCCAGGAGCGUUUUUGGAUGCUGCAGAUUCCCCUGGCACCAGGAGCGGUGAGAGCCCGGGCAGUCCCAUGUCCUUGACCUCCAGCGUUGCGGCCGACUUGGACUCGGGACCAGACUCUCUCCCGGAUCCCAUCACUGACGAGGAGCAGGACGAGGACGAGCGGGAUCUGAGGCUGCCCCAGGCAGCUGUGGAGGAGCUGCCGGGACCAUCUGGACAGGGUGCUGCAGAGGAGGUGUGGGACAGUGGCAGCCCCCUGGGAACCCCCCUGGACACCCCCCUGGGCACCCCUGCUGCCACUGAACCCUGUGCCGCAGAGCUGAGCCCCAGGGCAGCCCCCGCCACGGGGGCUGGGGGAGCAGAGCCCAGCCCUGAAGAGGGCAGCCCGAGCACAGGACGCAGACCAAAAGGAGUGGCGACCAGGCUGAGCCGCCGGCGGGUCUCAUGCCGGGACCUGGGCCGGGUGGACUGCGAUGGGUGGCUCCUCAAGAAGAAGGACCACGUGGGCUUCAUGGCCCAGAAGUGGAAGCGGUGCUGGUUCGUGCUCAAGGGCCACACACUCUACUGGUACAACCACCCCAACGAUGAGAGGGCUGCAGGACUUAUCAACGUGGCCACCUACAACCUGGAGAGCACGAGGGAGCAGAAGAAGAAAUACGUGUUCCAGCUGUGCCACCAGACAUACAAGCCCUUUGUCUUUGCUGCUGAAACCUUGGCUGACCUGAGCAUGUGGGUCAGUCGCCUGGUAACAGCCAAAACAAAGUACACGUUGGCCCACCAGGCAGUCCCGGACAAGGAGGAAGACUGCUACAGUGAGACAGAAGCUGAGGACCCCGAUGAUGAGUCCCCCAGACACGGAUCUGACUUGGUGAGUGGCCCUGGGGGACGCCCUGGGGACAGAGGGACAGAGUUCCUUGUCUCACCUGCUGCCCCAUCUCUCCCUCAGCCAAGGAAGAGGCUGCAGAACACCCUGGAGAAGGCACAGCUCUCCCCAGCCAGCAGCCCCCAGGGCAGCCCCCGGCCCUGCUCCCCCAUGGACCCCGCCGGGGAGAAUCUGGAGAGCCUGGUGCGGUGCCUGAGGCAGGGUGGGGUGUCCCUCACGGGGCAGCGGCGGGCCCUGACGCAGGAGCAGUGCCGAAAGUCCUUCCUGCGGCGCAACAGGAACCCGCACAUCAACGAGAGGGUGCACGCCGUGCGGGCCCUGCAGAGCACGCUCAAGGCGAAGCUGGCGGAGCUGCAGGCCCUGGAGCAGCUGCUGGGAGAGGCCGCGCUCACCUCGGACACCUUCAGGCGCUGGAAGGAGGAGCACCAGGAGCUGUACCAGGAGCUGCGGGAGGGCUGGGCAGGGCAGCAGGGCCAGGGCCACGAGCAGGGGGGUGCUGGAGACCGGCACAGCCCCCACGGAGAGGCAGCUGAGCCCUGACGUGCCGCCAGGCCCUGGCGUGGGUCGGUGCCCGCAGGACUCGGGGUACGGUGGGCACUCUGUGCUCGAACACAUCGUGUGUUCGUGAACAUGUCAUGUUUUGGAAGGCUCAGCCCCCAGAGGGGCCAUCCCGCAGGGGAUGUGGCUCCUUAAUUUUAAGUGACUGUCUUAAUUUUUCUUUGCCUUGGCUGCAGGUUGGCAAAGGGGGAUUUUCAGCCCCUGCUGUGGUGCUGCCAGCCGGCCCAGCCGCGGGCACUUCUGCUGUAAAUAAACGUGUUGACAAGG
Vidua chalybeata is the source of this 2861-nucleotide messenger RNA. It is a transcript of the gene CNKSR1, whose product is annotated as connector enhancer of kinase suppressor of Ras 1. The record is from RefSeq and is a predicted model, not a curated record. Bases 3 to 2576 code for a protein of 857 amino acids. Lineage: Eukaryota; Metazoa; Chordata; Aves; Passeriformes; Viduidae. The transcript is spliced from 19 exons. Gene Ontology annotation, molecular function: protein binding.